Molecule: messenger RNA, 718 nt
Organism: Moneuplotes crassus
Lineage: Eukaryota; Ciliophora; Spirotrichea; Euplotida; Euplotidae
Source: the annotation of a GenBank genome assembly
CAUAAAUUCUUUUGUACUUUAGUAGAGACUUUUCCAAAAUUUUUGCUCAUGAAUCUUUUCUCUGAGCAAUCACACAUCUGCACAGAGCCCGGAAACUCUUUGAUUCCAUGCACUUGUUGAAGCCUCCAAUCGUGAACAUCUCUGUUGUAUGCAAGAAUUGGUCGAUUUCAUUUCUGACUUUGUUACUGCAGUCGAGUUGAUAGGACUUCUUGAUAUCAAGAAUGCAAAUAGUGAACUUGGUGAGUUCUUCAGUAACAAGUUCAUCGGAGAGGACACUACCGAUAGUCCUCUGCAUGCUCUCGAUGGCAGUCUGGACAUCUCAGUCAACAUGUUUAUUCUUUAUAAUCUUGGGGUGCUGCUUCUUGAACAAGUCAUUGAAGAACUUCCUGACGAGUCUGAAAGCAGCUUUCUUGAGCGAAUUUUCUCUGUUCCGCCGACUUCUUCUGCUCUUUGUGUUGCUUUUACGUGUUCUCUUCGGCUUCUUCAAGCUUGAGACUUCCUUUGUAUCUGAGAAUUGAGUUGGAGGAACUGGUCGAAGUUUCAUUACCUUCUCUGAAGCAACUUCUUUCAACCAUGGGUUCAGUUUCACAAGGCUGAAAUCAGUCUGGCCAAAGUCAGUCCAACUCUGGCUCAGAUGGGUGCACAAUUCUGCAAAGACACUAUCAGGGCGACCUUGCAUAGUUAGAAAAGCUUCAUCACUGAAGAAAGCUGAGUUCAU